This is a messenger RNA of Scaptodrosophila lebanonensis, 3792 nucleotides long. Its product is annotated as L-lactate dehydrogenase B chain-like. Gene Ontology annotation, cellular component: cytoplasm. The transcript has a single exon. Lineage: Eukaryota; Metazoa; Arthropoda; Insecta; Diptera; Drosophilidae. Gene Ontology annotation, molecular function: L-lactate dehydrogenase (NAD+) activity. The record is from RefSeq and is a predicted model, not a curated record. Gene Ontology annotation, biological process: carboxylic acid metabolic process. The coding region runs from base 69 to 3707 and encodes 1212 amino acids.
UAAGAUCACAAAAACAAAUUUCUUUUUUACCUUCCGCACCAAAUUCCCAGUUCUAGAAACUAUCCAGUAUGCCGCUCCGACGCUGCAGUGGCUGUCUACUGAUGCAGCUAAAUAACCCGUUUGUUCGAUCCAAUUUACUAUAUAGAGUUGGCUUACCGGUUACAUCAUUCGCACCUCUACACACAAGAAAGUUUAGUGAUGACAAAAAUGAUAAAAGCAAAACCAUCGAAAAAGAAAUAAAAAAGUGUGUUGAAGGUAAAUCAAAAGAAUUAUGCAAAGAUAUACAAUGUAUGGAUAAGAAAGAGAAAAAGAAAACUGAGAGUUUGUUUGAAUGUUUGGUCAACGAGAUGAAAAAACAAUGCAGGGAGAAAAUAUUUAACAGGUUUUGUAAAUCGAAAUGUGAAGAGAAGAAAGAGCCAAAGAAGAAUGAGCAGUCAAAGAAAACGAAAUGUGGAGAUCCAUGCACCAAAUUUCGUAAAAAACAGGAAAGUGAAGAAGGUCUAAAAAAGCAGCGUGAGGAAAACGAAAAGAAAGAAAAAAGAAAAAAGGCCCAGAGAGAAGCGAUGAUCAAAAAAUGUGCAAUAAGGGCCGAGAAAAAAAAAUGUAGGGAAAAGGCUUUAAAAAAGAAAUGCGAAAGAGCAGCACAAGAAAGGGAAGCAAGGUUAUCACAAAGAAAGAACAAGUGUGUAAAGGACGCGUCAAUCAAAAUGUGUGUGAAAAAGGCAGAAAAGGGAGAAAAGUCUGAUCCGCAACAAGAAAAAUGUGAAGAAGAAGCUAUAAAAAAAAAAUGUGAAGAGGACGUUAAUAAACAAAGACAACUUGUUGAGUGCCUUAUGAAAGAAUGCAAAGGUGUGCCUCCGAAAGUGAAAGCACCAUGUCCUGGAAAGAAAAAGGAAGCAGGUUGUAAAGCUCUAGCUGAUGGUGGAGAGCCUAAAACGAAGUUUCAAAUAAAACUUCAAAAAUGCGCUGAUAAUGAAAUGAAAAAAAUCUGCAAGGCCAUGGAAAUGUUAACGGACGAUGAACUCAAAGAAUUUAAGGAAAUGACUAGUUGUAUUGAUGACCGAGUUAAAAAAUAUUGCAAAAAGCAGGUGAUCAAAAAAAUGUGUGAAGAGGCUGGAGGCUGUGCAGAGAAAAGAAGAAAAGAAAGAGCUUUAAAGAAAAAGUGUGAGGAAGAGGAGCAAAAGAAAAAAUGUGAGGAAGAGGCUCAAAAGAAAAAGUGUGAGGAGGAGGCUCAAAAGAAAAAGUGUGCGGAGGAAGCUCAAAAGAAAAAGUGCGAGGAGGAAGCUCAAAAGAAAAAGUGUGAGGAGGAAGCUCAAAAGAAAAAAUGCGAGGAAGAGGCUCAAAGAAAGAAGUGUGAGGAGGAGGCUCAAAAGAAAAAAUGCGAAGAAGAGGCUCAAAGGAGAAAGUGCGAGGAAGCACAACGAAAGAAAAAGUGUGAAGAAGAGGCACAAAAGAAAAAGUGCGAAGAAGAGGCCCAAAGGAAAAAGUGCGAGGAAGAGGCUUUAAUGAAAAAAUGCGAAGAAGAGGCUCAAAGAAGAAAGUGCGAAGAAGCACAACGAAAGAAAAAGCGUGAAGAAGAGGCGCGUCGGAAAAAGUGCGAAGAGGCCCAAAGGAAAAAGUGCGAGGAAGCGGCAUUAAAGAAAAAAUGCGAAGAAGAGGCUCAAAGAAGAAAGUGCGAAGAAGCACAACGAAAGAAAAAGCGUGAAGAAGAGGCGCGUCGGAAAAAGUGCGAAGAGGCCCAAAAGAAGUGCGAGGAAGCACAACGAAAGAAAAAGUGUGAAGAAGCUCGAAAGAAAAAAUUUGAAGAAAAGGAGCGGCGAAAAAAAUGCGAAGAAGCAGCUCAAAAGAAAAAGUGCGAGGAGGCUGUUUUGAAGAAAAAAUGCGAGGAAGAAGCUCAGAGGAGAAAGUGCGAGGAAGAGGCUCAAAAGAAAAAAUGCGAAGAAGCUGCAUUAAAAAAAAAAUGCGAGGAGGAGGCUCAAAAGAAAAAGUGCGAGGAAGCGGCACAAAAGAAAAAGUGCGAAGAAGCUGCAUUAAAGAAAAAAUGCGAAGAGGAGGCUCAAAAGAAAAAGUGCGAAGAAGCGGCACUUAAGAAAAAAUGCGAAGAGGCGGCGCAAAAGAAAAAAUGCAAAGAAAAUGCAUUAAAAAAACUGUGCGAGCAAAGAGCCAAAGAAGAGGAGCUCCAGAAAAAGUGUGAGGAGGAGGCAUUAAAACAGAAAUGUUUCAUCAUGGAACUUAUGGAAAAAUGUGUAGGCGUCCCCCAGAAAAUAAAAUCUCCCUGUCCCGAGAAGAAAGCAGAACCAGGAUGUAGAGCUUUGAUUGAUAAUGAAAAAACGCCAAGCAGAUUUCAGCGGAAAGUGCAAAAAUGCAUUGACAAGCAAAUGCAAAAAAUCUGUGAAGCUUUGGAGCAUUUGAACGAAGAAGAGCGCAAGGAGUUCAAUGAGCUACGCCUUUGUAUUAAUGAACAAAUUAAGAAAAAUUGCGAAAAGAAAGUGAAAAGAAAAAUGUGUGAGGAGGCUGGACACUGCUCUCUGAAAAAGAAUAAAGGAAAGCCCAAAAAUAAAUGUAAGAAGGAGGACCCUUGUCCAAAACCAAAAAAGUGUGAGAAGAAUAAAAAAGAACCUUGCAAGGACAAAUCCAGCGCUGAGAGUAAAAUUAAAGAGACUUGCUCCAAAAAGAAUAAAAAUGAAAACAAAGAAAAUAUCAAAGAUCUUCAAGUAUUCCGAAACUGCCUUUACAAACCACUAAACGAACAAAAUGUCCAUGCGGGAAAAAAGGUCUCAAUUGUAGGCACCGGAGCUGUUGGCAUGGCCUGUGCCAUUGCGAUGCUGGCGAAAGGAGUCACCAAUCGCAUGGCAUUUUAUGAUCUGAACGAUAAAUGGUGCAAUGCUGAACGUAUGGACCUAAUGCACGGAUCUCUGCUUCUGAAUAAUGCCCAUAUCGAUGCUUGCUCUGCUAUUGAUGUAACUAACAAAUCAAGAGUAAUUGUCGUAACAGCUGGUGCUCGACCAAAGAAGAACGAAACGCGUUUGGAUGUGGCUCAAAAAACGGCGGAUAUUAUAAAGUCUGUAAUGCCAGAAUUGCUUGAGCACAGUCCUGAUGCUGUUUAUAUAAUUGUGUCUAAUCCUGCAGACGUUAUGGCCUGGGUAGCGCAAAAGGUCUCCUGUCUGCCGUACGAGCGCUGCUUCAGCGCCGGAUGCCACUUAGACUCUUUACGUUUCCGGUACUUCAUAGCUCAACGCUUGAAAGUGUCGCCAAGGUCGGUUCAUGGCUAUGUUAUUGGCGAACAUGGCGGUAGUUCUGUGCCCCUGUGGUCUACGCUUACUGUGGGUGGCAUUCAAUUACAUGCAGUCUUGCCUUCCAUAGGCACCAAAGAUGAUCCAUUGCAGUGGGGAAAGGUGCACGAGGAUGUGGUGAAGGCGGCUUUUGAUGUGAUUGCAGUGAAGGGCUACACCAAUUGGGCGAUCGGAUUGUCUGUGGCUGAUAUUGUUUCGGCUAUUUUUGAGAACAGCAAUCGCAUUAUCUCGCUGUCAACAAAUGUGCAAGGCAUAUGCGACAUUAAGGACGAGGUAUACCUUUCUCUACCAUGCCGAGUGAGCAGAUGGGGUCUCGCUGGCAUUAUGCGAUUGAAGUUGUCCAAAUGGGAAAAAAAGAUGCUGAAAAAGUCGGUAGCUGCGUUGGUGGAAGCCCAAAAUGGCAUUAAGUUGUAAUCCAUGGCAAACGGCAGGCGUCUGGAGUUUCUUAUCAAUAUUUAAAUUUUGGAAAUAAAAGGUCACUUUUUGAAAAUUCGCAGUA